This is a messenger RNA of Puntigrus tetrazona (Sumatra barb), 1450 nucleotides long. RefSeq lists its product as uncharacterized. The transcript is spliced from 4 exons. The coding region runs from base 55 to 675 and encodes 206 amino acids. Lineage: Eukaryota; Metazoa; Chordata; Actinopteri; Cypriniformes; Cyprinidae. The record is from RefSeq and is a predicted model, not a curated record.
UCUGUUGAGAAUUGUAUCAAACUGCAUCACACAUCCUGUUUAGCACAAGACACCAUGAGAACCGGACAAACUUCUUUUCUUUUGUCUGUACAGCACUGGAUCCAUCUGUUGAUAUUCUUUUUAACUCUUAUAACAGGGGUCUUGACAGAUGAAGAAGUGAUAAGAGCUCUGUUGGGUGGGAGUGCGUCGCUUAACUUUAAGGUUAAAGCAGACAUGAAAGUAACCCUAGCUGUAUGGAAAAAGUGUCCAGAUGAGAAGGUUUUUGUGUACAGCCCCAUCCAUGGGCUUACUAUAUUUGACAACAACUAUGCUGGGCGUCUUUCCAUAAAAUCGAACUACAACAUUAUACUGGAUAAAAUACAAGAGAGCGACUUUGGGACUUACUGUUAUGAACUCACUACUUUCCCAGAUGGGAGUCUUCAAGGAACAAAUAAGCUAGAGAAAGCAACAGAAAAUGGUGACUUGCCCAUCAUGAUAAUCUCCGCGGGUUGCAGCAUAGGUUUAAUAGUGUUAUGUGGAAUCGUCACUGGAGUGGUUUGCUAUAAGAAGAGAAAAAGCAGCCUUGCGUUGGAUCACGGAGGACCUCCUGGCAGUCAGCUGAAAAAUAAGAAGCAACCCAAUGAGAGCAUAAGCUCACAGAAUGAAGAAGACUUCAAUUACCUAAAUAUCACUUAACCUUCCACACUAUGGGUAUUAUUGGAUUUCCUGAAGAUCAUUUUUAAUGACAAUAACAAUAAUGCCAUGUAUAUACACUCAUAAGUUUUUUUUCUAGCUUUUAAACAUUUAGUCUUUAUUUUUGUAUACAUUUUAUUUUGUAAUAUAGUAAAAAAUUUUGUCUGGCAUGUUGUCUUUAUUUGUGUUAUAUAUUAGGAUGAUAACAUGUUUAUGGGCAGUUGUGUUGUAAUGGCUGAUCUGGCCUCAGUCAAAAGCAAAAGCACUGUGAUAAUCAUCUUUGUUGCCUGAAGCGUUUGAUCACUGUAAACUGCAGAAAGUGCAAAAAAUCUUUUGGUCCUAUCAACUUGCAAUACUCGGAUGAUGGCAGUGACAGAAUGAUUCUACACAAGUAAUGCAUAUAAAUAUAUCUCUAUGGAUUUUUGUAAACAUGACCUCUUCCAAAAGCAUUAUUAGCAAUAAUGUCAUUAGUAACUUUGCAGACGUUUCUACUUUUGUGACCAGUUGCAUUUGGACAGUUAUCAUCAGUUAACCACAAGAAAAGUCACUUCCUGACUUCUGAGUGAUCUUUCUAGAUUAAACAGCUCGUCAGCAGGAGGAGCAGUCUCUUUUUUUGUUGCAUUGUUUAAAGUCUGAUUUCCACUGGUUUGAUCAAUUGUUCUGAUUCCUCUCAGAUUCUGAAGACAUCACUGCCGAUUGACUGGAUUCAUGAUAACAUGUCACUGCUUCCACUUCAAAAAUGCAAACAUACAAAAUAAAGAGCUUUUGCACAAAGCCA